AGCAAGAGGACGGACGAGUGUGUGGUUCAUAGAACAGCAUUCGAAAUAAUUAUACUUCUCUGUUUAAAACGUAGUCGAAACAUCUGUGUUUGGCUGAAACUCUAAUGCGGUUAUGGACACCGCUGUGCUGACCUUGCACAGCCUCUUUGAGAACCUCAGGGCCCAUGUGGAGAUCCUAAAUGAAGGCAUUGAGCCUCAGUUCAUCCAGAUAGCUUUGAAUUUUGAAGAGUGCCGCCGCAAGUGGCUGAGGCUGGAGCAAGAGCUGGGCUCCUGCAAGGAGGUGCUGGCCAAGGCAGAGACCGAAAGGGGGGCCCUGGAAGUCAAACUCAAGCAUGCCCGCAACCAGGUGGACGUGGAGAUCCGUCGUCGGCAGAAGGCAGAGGCUGAGUGUGAGAAGCUAGAUCGUCAGAUUCAGCUGAUCAGGGAGCUGUUGGUCACAGAGGGUUCCAGCAACAGCAUCCAGCUCAAUGAAGAACAGCGUUCAGCUCUUGCCUUCCUCAAUGCCCGUUCACAGGCGACUCCCAACCCCAAUACCAGCCGGAGAUUAACGACCAUUGAUGAGUCUGCUUCCAUUCUGUCAGAUAUCAGCUAUGACAAGACAGAUGACUCUCUGGACUGGGACUCAUCCCUUGUGAGGACAGUUCGACUGAAGAAGCGAGAGAAGAGGCGCUCCUCCCGAAAUCAUGUUGAUGGCCCUCCUUGUGCUGCAAAAAAGUCUCGCUCCACUGGCCGUACUUCAGAGAAGGGGAAUGAAUCUAUUGUGGCAAAGACAACAUUGACAGUACCUGCUGAUGGUGGGCCAAUUGAGGCAGUUUCCACAAUUGAGGCAGUUCCCUAUUGGACUCGUAGUAGGAGGAGGACUGCCCUUCAGGAGUGGGAUGCUCAGUCUGAAAAUGUCUUUAAGCCACCUACCAACCCUAAUGUGGAGCCAUCCAGUGAACCUAUGACUCCUCACGGCAAUGGGGGGGUCCGCAUGCAUGAGUUCAUUUCCAAAACGGUCAUCAAGCCUGAAACCUGUGUGCCCUGUGGUAAGAGAAUAAAGUUUGGAAAGCUGUCAUUCAAGUGCCGAGACUGCAGAGUGGUGACUCAUCCUGAGUGCCGUGAGCGAUGCCCACUGCCAUGCAUCCCGACUAUGGUUGGCACCCCAGUUAAGAUGGGAGAGGGCACCUUGGCUGACUAUGUUCCAGCUGUGUCACCCAUGAUUCCCUCUUUGGUGGUCCACUGUGUCAAUGAGAUUGAACAGAGAGGGCUGCAUGAGACUGGCCUUUAUAGGGUCUCAGGUGUAGACCGUACUGUGAAGGAACUGAAGGAAAAAUUCUUGCGUGGGAAAACCGUUCCACUGCUCAGCAAAGUAGAUGAUAUCCAUGCGAUCUGUGGCCUUCUCAAAGAUUUCCUAAGGAAUCUUAAGGAGCCGCUGCUCACCUUCCGUCUCAACCGGGCCUUCAUGGAGGCAGCGGAAACUCCAGAUGAUGACAAUAGUAUUGCUUUAAUGUACCAAACGAUCAGCGACUUACCACAAGCGAACAGAGAUACACUGGCCUUUCUGAUGAUCCAUCUCCAGAGAGUUGCUCAGAGCCCAGAUACCAAGAUGGAUAUUAGCAACUUGGCACGAGUGUUUGGACCCACUAUUGUUGGUCAUGCAGUGCCUGAACCUGAAUCCAUGACAAUUCUGCAGGAUACUAAGCGGCAGCCAAAGGUUGUUGAGCGCCUCCUGAGCUUACCAGUGGAGUACUGGCACCAGUUCAUAAUGGCAGAUCAAGAAAAUGCCCACCCUGAUCACCUGAUCAUAGAGAAUGUCAACUCGUAUGCUACUCCUGAUCAAAAAGUGAGUAUGUUGGGGCCACUGACCACUCCAGAACACCAGAUGAGCAAAACUCCUUCCUCCAGCUCCUUGUCUCAGCGCAUGAAGUCUACUCUGAGCAGAACCACUCCUAAAUUUGGAAGCAAGAGUAAGUCCUCUGCCAGCAUCAGCCGCCAGGGGAAUUUCUUUGCUUCUCCACUCCUGAAGUAGCAAGACUCAAAUGGACGAACAAUAUUCCUUUCACUUUAAACAGGGAACUGCUGCAAUAGCAUGUAAUAUUUUAUA
Scleropages formosus (Asian bonytongue) is the source of this 2086-nucleotide messenger RNA. RefSeq names its product Rac GTPase activating protein 1 (gene racgap1). The record is from RefSeq and is a predicted model, not a curated record. Gene Ontology annotation, biological process: mitotic spindle midzone assembly; mitotic cytokinesis; Rho protein signal transduction. Gene Ontology annotation, cellular component: centralspindlin complex; midbody; spindle midzone. Gene Ontology annotation, molecular function: GTPase activator activity. The transcript has 17 exons. NCBI's taxonomy places the organism in Eukaryota, Metazoa, Chordata, Actinopteri, Osteoglossiformes, Osteoglossidae. The coding region runs from base 113 to 2011 and encodes 632 amino acids.